Messenger RNA from Clupea harengus (Atlantic herring), 2320 nucleotides. It is a transcript of the gene fibinb, whose product is annotated as fin bud initiation factor b. Lineage: Eukaryota; Metazoa; Chordata; Actinopteri; Clupeiformes; Clupeidae. The record is from RefSeq and is a predicted model, not a curated record.
CCCCAGACUAUAGUUCCCUGUGUACAAUAUAUACAGCGCACAGCUUCUAAGAGUGUCCAAGGACACCUAAACAUUCCUAAUAGGUCCUGCUACUUUAAUAACAUGGUCCUGCCUCAAAUAGCCGGCUGCCAGAGUGCAUGCUGCCUUUUAAGUGAAGGAGUGAAGGAGUGACGGGCUGUAAUUUGAGAGUCGGAGAGAGGGUAUCAUUAGCCUAAACGUAGAGCGGUGCAUGAGCACAGCAGAUGUUGAAAGCAACCAAGGACACAGGCAAAGCCUUUUUUUUUUUUUAACAUCUAAUCAUCUCUUGUCGACGCAUCUCACCUACAUUUUCUGAAUUAUACAGAGGGGCAUUUUACCAACAAGUAUAUGGCUCUGCUCUCCUAAUCCACAAGCAAAUCAAAGGGACAGCGAACAGCACUAAAGGGAAGACUGGUUUAAUUGUCUAUUCGUUUUGCCGGGACUCGCAACUUGGUGAAUUGUACUUGGAUAGACUACCUGUCUUCAGAUUUGGAUAGCUUUAGAAUGCUAUAACAAAUAGAAUUGAAUGGAUUCUCAUAGGUUCUGACUGGACAGAUAGCCCAUCAGUGAACGAGUCCUUUCAACGAGAUCUCUGAAUUGUUGGAGGUUUGUUGCGAGGGUUUAUACGAUGGCUUCUCUUCACCUUAUACUAACUGUUUGGUUAGUUACGCUGCGCCCUUACAGCGCACUAUUUUCGGGACCCUUGUUUCCGGAGAUGUCUAAUGGCACGUUCCAUCAUUACUUCGUACCAGACGGUGAUUACGAGGAAAACGACGACCCGGAGAAGUGUCAAAUGCUUUUUAAAAUGACAGACGACAGAAAAUGUGGUCUGGAUGAAGACCAGGAUUCGGUCAUCCGUGAUGAUUUCACGAUCAUUAAGCGUCAUAUCGAGGACGCUGCCAGGGUUCUGGAGGGAAUUGGGAAGAGCAUCUCCUACGACCUGGACGGAGAGGACAGCUAUGGAAAGUAUUUAAGAAGAGAGACAACGCAGAUAAACGAGGCAUUCACUAACUCCGAGAAAUCAUUGUUGGAACUUGAGGUAAAAUUCAAACAGAGCCAAGAAAACGAACUCAAAGAAGAGCACCGCAUCGGUGACGACUUCCUAAACAUGAUCGUUCAUACCAGGGACGGGUUGAAAGAUACUCUGGACAUUUCACUUGGGCUGAAAGACAAACAUGAGCUGCUCUCUCUUAUCAUCAGGAGUCACGGGACCAGACUAAGCAGGCUGAAAAAUGAGUAUAUGAAAGUCUGAACCAAACUCAGUCAAUUCUUAUGUAUUUUGAGGGGAUACCCAGGUGCCUUUUCUUAACUUUGCUAAAGCUGUUGAUAUUCAUUAAUUGUAACAUUAUUUGAUUUUAUACCUUACUCUUAAUACAAUAAAUAUAUCAAGGUUAAGAAAGUACUUUUCGGAAUACAAAGAAGGGUGAGAAUCUUUUUAAUUGACAGUUUUGGGGAGUAAAACACAGAGUUAUUGGCUAUGUACUGUAACAAUGACUAGGUCUUACAGGGAACCUCACAGGCCCAGAUGGAGAACGAUCAAUAAUGUUGUUAGUCAUGUAUUGAUUGUAUUACAAUUUUGUGUGAUUUAGAUAACACCAAGCAUCCCCUAUGAUUGUGAACAUAAGACUCAGCUUAUGAGAUCAGUAAAGUUGUGUAGAAUCAAUCAAUUGCAUUGAGUUUGAUAUGGAGCUCAAACUAUUUUGGCAGGAUUAUGGCUGACCACAUACAACAUAUGCAGAGUGAUGUAAACUAAAAGCCACAGAUGUUUACAGCAACAAUAACAAUAGCAAGCAAAUAUCUUGCAGCUCUGCCCAUUUGAUCUGUGCUUGAGAGGUGUAAGCAAACAGCUACAAUGGGAUGUGAACAGCAUUGGUAUUAUUAUCUGUAUUAUUUUGUUAUUGAUAACAUUAGAGUAUUAAUUAUAAUAAAGGAGUUGAGGUUGUAUUGUAACCUAUCUCUAUGUCAUUUUAAAUCUUGUUAAUAAAUCCUGACUACAAAUGUAGGCCUAUGUGACUCUGGCGGAUAUUGUGUCAUACAAAUGUUCUUAUUGAAAUGUAAUACUGUGAGUGUCUAUAUUUUUAUGUGGGAUAAAAUAUAUUCUUGAUGUCAAAUUUUGCAUCAUCAUAGUAAAAUGUAUAUUCUUGUGAUGGUAAUGUUAUGAGAUUACUGAGAUCGACUGGGGUGAUAAAUCCCAAGACCAACCAAGAUGACUGCGGGCAGGAAUAUUGGACUUCAAAUACUCAAAAGGUGUGUCUACAUUCCUGAGGUUGUUCUUUUAAUAUAAUAAAAUCUUCAAGCUUAA